AUGGAACGACUUGGCGAAGGUUCGUUUGCGAUCGUGAAACGAGCCAUUUGGACACGGAGUGAUGGCACGAAAGUGGACGUUGCGGUUAAAAUCCUACGAGACGCAACCGCGGAGGUGAUUGAAGAUUUGCAGACCGAAGUGAAUAACAUGCAAAAACUGCAACAUCCUUAUUUGAUACGUUUGUACGGAAUCGUUUUCUCAAAUCCCGCAAUGAUGGUAAUAUUCCGUUGUGUUCGGCCUAUUUUGUUGUUAUUUGAUUUCAUCAGAUGA
Messenger RNA from Anisakis simplex (herring worm), 270 nucleotides. The record is from the annotation of a GenBank genome assembly. Lineage: Eukaryota; Metazoa; Nematoda; Chromadorea; Rhabditida; Anisakidae.